Messenger RNA from Manihot esculenta (cassava), 1190 nucleotides. RefSeq names its product kiwellin-1. The transcript has a single exon. NCBI's taxonomy places the organism in Eukaryota, Viridiplantae, Streptophyta, Magnoliopsida, Malpighiales, Euphorbiaceae. The record is from RefSeq and is a predicted model, not a curated record. The coding region runs from base 465 to 1028 and encodes 187 amino acids.
GUUAUAAAUCAAAACUCAUCUUCCAAUAUAUCAGUUUGACUUUUUAGUUUGAAAACUCAAAGCGGUUAAUGUUUUUUUGAGCUUGCUCUUACAAUUAGACAUCCGAACAAAUUAUUAGUCUAGCUAGAAUGAACAAGUCAGUCUAAUAAAAAGGAAAAAUACAAAACACCAGCUAAUAUUGUAUUAGUUAAAGUUUUUGAAACUCUGUUUUAUAUUCAUCCUCCUCUAUCUUUCACAUUAACUACCAAUUUAUGUAGGGUUUUGAUACAGGUCAUCAUAUGCUACAUAGAAAUUAAUGUAAAUGGAAUAUUAAAUGAACUCAAAAGACCACAAACUUAUCCUCUUGACGUUAAAAUAGUCGCUAUUCGUCAGUACUUCUCUAUAUAAAGUCCUAUGCCAAUACAUCUCCUUCACACAAAAACAUCACAAAACAAUACUACAGAACUAAAGAGGAAGCAAAAAACAUGAAGAAGCAAGUUUGCUCCAGCAUCCUUCUCCUUGGCCUUCUCUUUCUUGUCAUAAGCAUUGCAGAAUCUCAGACCUGCAAGCCUAGCGGCAAGAUAAGAGGUAAAAAGCCUCCUCCAGGACAAUGCAACCAAGAAAACGACUCGGAUUGUUGUGUAGAUGGCAAGCUCUACACAACUUACAAAUGUUCACCACCAGUAAGCAGCCACACAAAAGCAAAGCUAACAGUGAAUAGUUUUGAACCCGGAGGUGAUGGGGGUGCACCAUCUGAGUGUGAUAAUAAAUACCAUUCGGACAAAGAGCUGGUGGUAGCACUUUCUACAGGAUGGUUUAACAACAAGAGUAGGUGCUUGAACUAUAUUACUAUCUAUGGAAAUGGGAAAAGCGUCAAGGCCAAAGUAGUUGAUGAAUGUGACUCUACCAUGGGAUGUGAUUCUGAUCAUGAUUAUCAACCUCCUUGCCCUAACAAUAUUGUGGAUGCCUCCAAGGCAGUUUGGAAUGCAUUGGGAGUCUCUGACCCUGACGAUGUGGGAGAAAUGGACAUCUACUGGACCGAUGCUUGAGCAGUUGGCUUUGAGGGAGAGGGAUCCCUAUAUACAUACACCUCUGAUGUAAUUCUGUUUCUCAUGUAAUAAUUUCUUGUUUAUCGAUCGAUACAUAUACUUUGUAUUUGGACCAGUGCAUUACUGUGUAAAGCUUUAUAUAUGAAGAACCAAUUAGAAAUA